AUGGCACCUCAUGAUUCUGUUUCAAAAAAAAUGGAUGUCGACACGGACAUUGUUACCUUAACGAGAUUUAUUCUAGAAGAACAACAAAAGGUGGCUCCUAAGGCAACUGGUGAAUUAUCAUUAUUGUUGAAUUCAUUGCAGUUUGCUUUUAAGUUCAUUGCACAUAAUAUCAGGAGAGCAGAGUUGGUUAAUUUGAUUGGUAUAUCUGGAACUGCAAAUUCCACAGGUGACGUUCAAAAGAAAUUAGAUGUGAUUGGUGACGAAAUCUUUAUCAAUGCUAUGAAAUCUUCUAACAAUGUUAAAGUAUUGGUCAGUGAAGAGCAGGAGGAUUUAAUCGUCUUUGAAGGAGGAGGCAGAUAUGCUGUCUGCACUGACCCAAUUGAUGGUUCUUCUAACAUUGAUGCAGGAGUUUCCGUAGGAACUAUAUUUGGUAUCUACAGAUUGAAAGAUGAUUCUCAGGGAUCAAUCAAGGAUGUUUUGAGAAAAGGAAGUGAAAUGGUUGCAGCUGGUUACACAAUGUAUGGUGCUUCUGCUCAUUUGAUGUUGACUACAGGAUGCGGUGUGGAUGGCUUCACCUUGGACACUCAGUUAGGUGAGUUCAUUUUAACGCAGAGGGAUUUAAAGAUUCCUGAAAGAAGAGCAAUUUACUCUGUGAAUGAAGGAAACUCGUACUACUGGCCCGAAUAUGUAAAGAAAUAUAUUGAUGACUUGAAGAAACCUCAAGAUGAUUUGAACGGCAAGCCUUAUAGCGCAAGAUAUAUCGGCUCAAUGGUUGCUGAUAUUCAUAGAACGUUAUUAUAUGGAGGUGUCUUUUCUUAUCCUGCUGAUACGAAGCUGAAAAAUGGAAAAUUAAGAAUCUUAUAUGAAUGUUUCCCAAUGGCAAUGUUAAUGGAACAAGCAGGAGGUUCUGCUAUUAAUGAUAAGGGUGAAAGAAUAUUAGAUAUUUUACCAAAGGGCAUUCAUGACAAGAGUGGUAUUUGGUUAGGUUCUAAGGGUGAGAUUGAAAAAUUCUUGACAUAUAUCAAAUAA
This is a messenger RNA of Priceomyces carsonii, 1029 nucleotides long. RefSeq names its product fructose 1,6-bisphosphate 1-phosphatase (gene FBP1). The record is from RefSeq and is a predicted model, not a curated record. The transcript has a single exon. Gene Ontology annotation, molecular function: fructose 1,6-bisphosphate 1-phosphatase activity. Gene Ontology annotation, biological process: gluconeogenesis; sucrose biosynthetic process; fructose 6-phosphate metabolic process. Lineage: Eukaryota; Fungi; Ascomycota; Pichiomycetes; Serinales; Debaryomycetaceae. The coding region runs from base 1 to 1029 and encodes 342 amino acids. Gene Ontology annotation, cellular component: cytosol; cytoplasm.